Messenger RNA from Xyrichtys novacula (pearly razorfish), 6676 nucleotides. The record is from the annotation of a GenBank genome assembly. NCBI's taxonomy places the organism in Eukaryota, Metazoa, Chordata, Actinopteri, Labriformes, Labridae.
CACUGCAAAAAUAUUCAGAAGGGGCAUAGCCUACUGCUUUAAGAGUAGAUAUAGAUAUCUGUUGUGGUGCAUUUGUUAAAGUUUUAGUUGAAUAUGAGAGUAAAAUGAUCAAAUAAACCAAAAGCCAUCACAGCAAACUACGGGAGUUUUCAGAGCAUAAAUGAUGAAGAAGUCUGUGGUGUCUUACCUCUGAAGACAACACCAACGAUUGGAUCUGGAUUUCCAAGUUUCUUCUUAGGAAUCCCGUUGGCGGAUUCAACAAUUAUCCGCAACAUUUUGACAAAAGCAAAGAUUUCUUCAGAGAAAGCGGCUCAUAUUCCGCUGAGACAGAGGAAGCCUCAGAGAGGACUGCACACAGAUGUGGGGAGGGAAGAGGAGUGGGUAUACCGGGACAGCCUCACUCAUGACUCAGAGGCAAGAAACACACCAGCCAGUUAACCAGCCAGCCAGGGGGAAGUGGGUUACAGCAGGCGAGAAAAACAAACACACAAGAAAAGCUUUACCUUCAUGAAAAUGAUCUAAUCGUCACUCAAUUUGACUUCACAUCACUGUGUGCAGAAGUUAACUCAUUCACUAACGCUAACCCUGGUGCUCUUCAUGUACCGCAGCGCCCUCAAGUGGUGAUGUGAGGAACAGUUUAGCCAAACCACAUUUGCCAUAGGCCUACUGUAAAAAUGUACGCCUAACUAAAAAUACGAGUUUCUAAUUGAGUAUUUCUCACCUAAAAUGCUUUGAAAAAAGUAUACAUAUAACUACAACACACUCAUUGAGUGGCCAGUAAAGUUUAUCACCUGCUAAAGUGAGCGGAGCAGUUUAGGCGGGAGUUUCUAAGGCAACAGUUUCCUGCAGUCCUGUGACAGUUACAACCAUCCAGCCCUGCCAAGGUAAUAUAAAACUAGUUUAUUUACCUAAUCUGGUAGAUUUGUGAAUCUGUAAUUUAACAAAAUCAGACAUAUUAAAUAUAGGUGGCGCAAUGGGAACUUAAUCGGUAUUUUUGUUAGCUAACAUUUCCAACUGAAGCAUUUUCCUUCACUGGAGCACCAACAGGGCUAGCUAAGUGACACAACUGAUGUGUUUUUUUCCAUUUACUCCACCUUUAUUAAACUAAAGGACAUUACAGGUACACAGCAAACAAAGUAUGGAUAUUGCAGUUAAUAUUGACUACAUACUAAAAUAUAAUUAACAAGAAGAAAACGUGAGAGAUCAAGAGUCAAAGAGCAUAUUAAUGUUAUGAACACCCAAUACAAUGACUACCUAAAUUCUGCUUUUACAAAGCUUACAUUUUUUAGUUUAGUUUUGUUUACAUGGUUGACUUUAAAUUAGAUAUUAGAUAGGUGGUGUAUGAAUGUGGAUCAUAUGGAAAAGUGCUCCUAAUGUUUUUCUCACACUAUGAUUGUCCGGAAGUGGACAAAACAAUAGGAACACCUUUCAUUUGCACACCGGAGUGCCACACUACCACCAACUAUGGCUAUAAUAAUAGGUAUGAUUGCACAGAUGUAGUGUAGUGUAGUAUUAUAACUAAUAAUUAAUAGAAAAUUAUAGACUUAUAUUAAAUAUUGCCAGCUGCCAUUUACAUAAGUAGAUGAGAUAUUUCAUAUUCAUCCUGCUUUUUUCUGUGAAAAAUUGUGAAAAAGUGCCACAGUUAGUACCAGUUCCUCAAUUUUUAUUUUCAUUUUACUUACUUUUUAAUCUCAGUGUUAGUUCACAAUUUGGCAAAAUUGUUUGCAACACUCAUGCCAAUAAAUUACAUUGAAUUGAAUUAAUUGAAAAAUUAUUAAAAUUAAUCCACAUUUAAAUCAUUUGCUGUUGCUUUGGAAAUAUGUUUUUAUUUUGUUUGUUUUUUAAUUGUAUUUUAUUUUGUAACAUUUUUGAAGUCUUACUUUUGUGUCAGACUGUCAAGAUGGUGCCCGCCAAAUACAGAGUUUCCCUCAGAAAGAAACUCAAGGCAGAGCUUGAGGGAGCUGUCAGCAUUCUGAGCAAGGAGAAUGACUACCUAAAGAAGACCCUGAAUGAGUUUCACCUGCAUUAUUCAGCACUCAACAAGCUACUUGAGGUGAGCUCUAUCAAAUGUUUCCUGCCAUAAAUACUUACUCUCAGAGCUGAAUUUCUUUGUAAUUCAUGGUGUUUAACAGAUUCUGAAUGUCUUCCUGCAGCAAUUUCUCAUUCUUGAGACGGUAAGACUAGAGGGAAGUCAGCAGCUGAAGGCUGAAGCAAAUCUGAUAGAUGAAGUGAGUUUGAAGAUAAGGGGAAUCAUAUCCAGCUACUCAUCAGAGAUCGAAGAUCUCAAGAACAAGCUUGUGAGUGUCUCAGCUAGACUUAAGUAUGUCGAGGACAAUGUUAUAAAGAAUAAGGUAAAUGAGCUGAGAUCUGGGGAUCCGUCUCCCCUCUCAGUGAUCAAUAUAAAUACAUAUUUAAGAUAGAGAAUAUUACAAUCCACAAAAUUAUUAAUGUAUCUGUUGACUUGCCUAACCUCAGCUGCACAUUAUCGACCAAUUUGUUCACCAACAUCAUGACUACAUCGAAGGGAAGUGCAUAGUUGUCACAAAUAACAGAAAUAAUGGAGAGUGAAUCAGCAUAUAUUACACAGGGUCCUGAAACCAAACCAUAGUCAAACUAGCUUCAGUGAAUAAGGAGUUGUACCAGUGUUAUACCACUAGAUGGCAGCAGUCAUUUUCAAGUGUCGGUCUUUCCCUCACAAAAAAAACACUUCCCUCUAUCCUAAAAUCCCAGAGCUAUAUGCACAGAAUACAAUAUGUCAAAUAAAUGUAGAAGUUGAUGCUCCAAUUCAAAACUUAUCCAAAUCAUGUUUUGACAUAUCACAAUAAGGUCUGCUUUUUUAAGGUUAAUAUUAAUUAACACGAAGUCCAUUUGGUGGCAUGCUGUAUUUAUUCACAGGGUUCCACCUCAGAUGAAGACGUUUCUACUGACGAUGUAAGACAGCUUGAAAGUAACCUCAAAGACGUAUGUGUUUUCUAUUAACUAUCCAGUCUCUGUUUUUGUUGUUGUACUUUCUACUCUGUGUGUGUACUUGUUUCUAAUGAGGAUGUUUGGCUAUGUACAGUAAACAUGUCUUGCUGAGUGAUUCUGCUUUGGAGCCAUCCCACUGGCUCAAUUCUCUUUCUGUCUUUUUCUGUUAUGUGUGUCUCAUUCUUUUAUUGUGUGCCCCGAGGCCUUGGAGAAGAACAAGCAGUGGCUGGAGUAUGACCAGCAGAGAGAGGCCUAUGUGAGGGCGAUUCUGGACAGAAUGUUAUGGCUGGAGAAGCAGCUGAACGAAGCCAAUCAGGCCUGCUUACAGAGACACAAUGAGCGCCAUUCAGAUGGUAAGCCCAAGAGACAGUGGGCAGUGAGCAUUCACCGCUGGGGCAUCAAGGGGCAACAGACUGUCACAACAAGGUUUUUAAGAUACUGAGAUUGCCCCUGAGAAACACACUUAAACAGAAUCUGCAUAAUGUCAUACGCUGUCAAAAACGCUUAUCCCUCUUUUAUCACUAUGUAGUGUUUGCACAAGGCUUUCUCUAAUAUUUGAAUGUCUAUUUCAAUGUGCUUUCCUCCUUUUUUCUUAAGAUUUUCAUUUUCAUCCUCUGCCUUUCUCGUUACAGAGAAGGAUCAGAUAAGACAGAUGCAAGAGCACUAUGAAACACUCUUACUGAAAGCAAACGAUAAACUGGAGCUGCUCAGGUACAAGCUUGACAGGACCAGCCAAAAUCUGAUAAGAACUCAGAACAGGUACCUCAAGUCUUCUGCCUAAUAAAUAAGUAAUAUAGUGCGCAAAGGUUUUACAUGGUGAGAGUUGUGACCAGCCUCUUGAUGCUUAGUUGCAAGGAAAGGGAGUCUGAGGUAGAGGAGCUCAGACGGCAGCUACAGACUUUCAAAUUAGGUGCACUAGAAGAUCCUGGUUGCGCAGAAGACCUGCGCAGCAGACUUGAUGAAGAGAGGCGUAAGUCAGCAAACUUAGAGCUACAGGUAUGUACUGUAUAUCAUUAGAGAUAUAGGCAAACAAAAAUCCUACCAUUGUUAUACAAGUGGCGCAAGAUGUUCACUACAUUAUAAUGUCUCUUUUCUAGGCGGACAUCCGUGAAAGGUUUUUUAAAAAUGGUUACCAGGAUGACCAGAAAAGGAUUGCAGACCUAGAGCGGCAGGUAUGACAGACACUCUUAAAUAACGUCCAUUAAAUUUUCUUUUCUAAUUUAACCCUCUUCAAAAUUUUAGAUCAAGAUUUCUGCUCAGGACCUUGAGGAUGAGAGGCAGGAUUGUUUACAUUUAAGGAAGCUAAUGCUCAAAGUUCGGAAGACGCGGCAAAACACUAGAGGCCGUCCGACUAAACUGUCGAAGGUUAGCAAAGACUAGAGAACUAUGAGCUGAAUAAACUGUGAACUUGGGAGAGUAAUGUGAACGUCUGAUUAUUCCACCAUGGUCACCACCCAGUCGCUGGCUUUUUCUGUCUGCUGUUGGGCUGACAAUGUGGCGAUUUUUAUUGGCUGAAAAGAGCGGCCUGUUGCACCUUAAAUUUGAUGAAGCUGAUACCAAAAAAUCCCCCAGAUCAGAGAGGUUAGAACAUGCACUUUUGCUUCUGUGUCGCUAUGAUUGAUCAGUUUGACCUCACUGAUCAUUUUUUUAUAUUAAAAGUGUCAAAAUUGUUUUUGCAAAAACUGCUUCAAUCACUCUGAAUUUUAAUUACAAAGACCGAUUAAUGACUCAUUUUGCAUUAGAGAGAACAGCAGGAUCACAUCCCAGGCAAAGUUGCAACUCCACCAUCUCCAUCCACCAGAGAUAGCCUUCAAUCAUUCCCUCACAACAGUCUGAAGGAUGAGAGCUGCCUGGAGUGUCCCAUCUGCCAGACCCAGUAUCCUGCUCAUCAGUACAGAGACCUGAUUUACCAUCUAGACGUCUGUCAUGACUGAGAGAAAAGAGGAAAAGUUUCUUCUAGUCUGUUCUUUGUGUUGUAUGGAAUCCAAAUAAACUACGUUCUGAAGUUCCUGAGGCUGUGCUCCUGAUUAUAAACAAAGCCAUGAAUCAAAAAUCAACUAGAGGAUCUUAUGUUGUGCUACAUAAAGUCAGGGCCCCUUUAGAUGCUACAGUGCAAAUCCGUGAGUUGAUGUGGCGCCACCAUCCAGUAAAAGUUUGCCCAAUGAAAAUCUCAAUUUAUGGGUGCCAUUUUUUUGCAACAAAUGGUCAUGGUUUCCAGAUGUUAAGUUCUCAUGAACAUAGUUUUCUCCUGGCUUUUUAUGGGUCGCACAUUUCUCAGUCAGAGUGCAAAAAACUGAACAGAUACUGGAUGGACUGACUUGUUGAUCACUACCUUUCAUCUAGUACCAGCUGAAAGUUGAUUUGACACUUACGUAUGACCAAAUACUUGCAAAACUAAUCACAUUCCCAUCAGCCUCAGCUAUAGUCUGUGUUUGGUAUUGUAAUGAUCAUCUAUGUUAGCGUCCUGAUGUUAGCUUUAAGCCCAAAGCACUGUUGUGUACAUGUUCAGUCUCUGCUCAAGACACAAGUAUGAAAACUCACAUUCUUAUUUAAAAGUUAAAAAUAUAUGUUUCCGUGAUCAAAAAACGAAGCUGCAGGUUCUUGACCCCUACCAGGUUUCACACUGUCCGAACCAGAUGACUAGCUCAAAACAGCUUGUGUGAGUUAAUCCUUUUCCUGUGCUAUUUAAAGAAGUGGAUUAGUAUUGCCAGCAAACAAUAUGGGAGGUGUGAGGCCUAUGCAGUGGCUGGGAGCUCAGAAAGGGGACAUGACACCAAAAGUUAACAGAGACUAACAGCUGAAGAAUAAGAUGCUAAUAUAGCUUUGUUCCUUACCAACUUAUUUUGCCUUUCAGGAAGGUUUCAGUGCAGAAAUGGAAAUUCAUGGAAAUUUAGCCCUAUGAGAGAGGCAGAGAUCAUGGAAGGUGUUGCUUUCAUAGCCCUAAAAAGGACCAAGACUUGAUGUGAAAUAGAUCAUUUAACAUAACACAGCGUACAUGCAAAACAAACACCUCUCAGGUAAAAGUCUCCUCUUGAAAGAAAGAGAGUCAUGAAUCAAAGUAAAUUCUUUCUAAAUUGGGUUUAAGCUAAAAGCUUAUUUUGCAGGGCAAACAUUGAUCUCUUUCUAUAGGAUGUUCACCUGGUAAUCUAAUUCACAGUGUAAAUAAAAUGGUUUCAAGCUAAUGAGAUCACCUGUAGCUUGUUUGCAAUGUACACAGCACAGCGUAGCAGCAAAACAGUCACACUGGCGGCAGAUUAACCCCUUGUUAGAUUGACAACAGUGCAACAAAUCAUCUUGUGUUGCAAUUAAAAGUAGAUCUACUAUUAAACAUGCUACAGGACAUAUUCCAUGAGACAUCCUGUAAAUGUAUGUCUCUACUCCAGCUCUUAUCGGCAGGUCACCUCCCUCCAACUGCUCUCCUUGUCUUGUAUUCACCCACACACUUGUCUGGAAGACUAAGGAAAGAAAUGAGAUGGUAUUUUGGAUCUUCAUAAUCUUUUUCUGCUCUGUUACCUUAGCAAUGACUCAAUCCUCAUAAGAAACUUUGCUUAUUUUCCCUUCUCUUCUGAUCCACACCUUCCAGAUUGUAUUUUCACUGCUAUUAUUGAGCUCCUGCGUAUCUCUGCUGUCCUGAUCCCAGUGGGAAAAGUUGCUGAAAUUCAAGCACUGGUUACCUAGAGAGCACAGACUGCCAGCCCAGACAAUCUCC